Morus notabilis is the source of this 2443-nucleotide messenger RNA. Its product is annotated as protein MOS2. The coding region runs from base 618 to 2048 and encodes 476 amino acids. The transcript has a single exon. Lineage: Eukaryota; Viridiplantae; Streptophyta; Magnoliopsida; Rosales; Moraceae. Gene Ontology annotation, cellular component: spliceosomal complex. The record is from RefSeq and is a predicted model, not a curated record. Gene Ontology annotation, molecular function: nucleic acid binding. Gene Ontology annotation, biological process: mRNA splicing, via spliceosome.
CACCAGCUUUGAAACACCAGUGGUUUGAACAAUUUCCUGUGUCUUUCGGACAAAUCGAAACCCCCUAAGCCUAAGCUCUUUCUACCAGCAAGCGCAACGAGAUUACCAGUAUUCCCUCUGUGCAGUGAAGAAAUCGGCUUGAAUUUCUCCGCCGUUUGGCUGCUUUUGCUGAAUCUACUUGCCGUUAGCCCAACCCAGCGCCGAUCUCAUCCCUCCGACGCUCCAUCUCCACAUCCAGCCUCAACCCAGCGACGAUCUCCAUCUCUCGUGGCUGCCGUUCGUACUCCAGACCAAACCCAGCCCUAAUCUGUCCUUCGCGACGUGGGCCCUCACGGAUCUGAGCAUUUUGAUCGAAAUCGCCCACUUCACCGCGCCUAGGAUCGCCGCCACGACUCUAAUCGUCGCAGUUUCCCGCCACCGGCCUGGGUCCAGCUCCGAUCGGCUCUGCCUGACGAAGACCCACUCGAUUCCGGCCGGGAUAGUCCUCUCCGCGGCGAUCUGAUUGAAGAAGAAACUCGUUUAUUGCUUUGUUUGGGUCUGAAAAUUUGGAUCAAUUAUUCUUCCCUUGUCCAUCAUCUCCGGCGAUUCGAAGACUCGAGAUACAAGCAGCAGAAAUCAUGAGUUUCUCUUUCUCUCUGCCAUCAAAAUCCUCUUCGAAGCUCAAACCCAUAAAGCCCUCACAGAACUUCGAGGACGAUAACGACAACAAGUCCACCGAAAACGACGCUAAUUCACGGAAAUACGUCAUCGAAUUCAACGCAUCCGAAACCCUAACCGGCAACGCCACUCAAAACGCCGUCGUAAUCCCCCCUAUCCAGAACGAAUGGAGGCCCCACAAGCGGAUGAAGAAUCUCGACCUUCCGAUCGCCGCCCAAUCCGACGGCUCCGGCGGCCUCCAGUUCGAGGUUGAGUCCCUCUCCGACGCCACCAACUCCAGCAUGUCGUACGGCCUCAACCUCCGUCAGACCGCCAAGGGAGAUCAUGAUGAUGAGAUCAACGGCCAGGAUGAAGCUAAGGACAAGAACGAACGGCUGAGAUUCACUCCCACGGAGGACGUCUUGCUUCAGAAGUUGAAGUUCGAUCUCCAGAGGUUGCCGGAGGACCGGGGAAUGGCGGAGUUCGAGGACGUUCCGGUGGAGGGAUUCGGUGCGGCGCUGCUCUCCGGGUACGGGUGGCACGAAGGGAGAGGCAUCGGGAAGAACGCCAAGGAGGACGUAAAGGUCGUCGAGUACACGAAGAGGACUGGCAAGCAAGGAUUAGGGUUUGUGAUGACCGAUCUCCCUCCUCUUCCUAACUCCAAUCGUGAUUCUUUGAAUAAUUCAAUUCCGAAACCAAAGGAUAAUAAUAAUAAUAAUAAUAAUAAUAGUAGUAGUAAUAAGGAGAGUUUGAUUGGCAAGGAAGUAAGAAUAGUUCGUGGAAGAGAAUUGGGAUUGAAAGGUAGGGUUUUGGAGAAAUUGAGUGACGAUAAUAGAUUGGUAGUGAGGCUUUCGAGGAGCCAAGAGACGGUGAAAGUCAACAUUCAGGAUGUGGCGGAGUUGGGAUCUGAGGAAGAUGAGGCAUGUUUGAAGAGAUUGAAAGAAUUGAGGAUUCGUGAAGAGGAAGAGAAGAAGGAGAAAAAGAGUAAGAGAAGAGAAAACAAAAGCAGAGAUAGUGAUGGUGAGAAACAACAACCACCGAGAAAGUCGUGGCUGAGGAGCCACAUUCGGGUUAGGAUCAUCAGCAGAGAGUUGAAAGGAGGGAGAUUGUAUUUGAAGAAAGGAGAGGUGGUGGAUGUGGUGGGGCCGAAGGUUUGUGAUGUGUCCAUGGAUGAUGGCAGGGAGCUCAUUCAGGGGGUGUCUCAAGAUGUUCUGGAGAGCGCGCUCCCGCGGCGUGGAGGGCCGGUGCUCGUGCUGUUCGGGAAGCAUGAAGGGGUGUAUGGGAGUCUUGUGGAGAGGGAUUUGGACCGGGAAACCGGUGUCGUUAGGGAUGCGGAUACUCAUGACUUGAUCAAUGUCCGCCUUGAGCAAAUUGCUGAGUAUAUUGGCGAUCCAAGCUACCUCGGUUAUUGAUUCUUUUGGAGCCAUCUUUGUUUGUAGAGGACGGGUUGCUGAAUGCCGAUUCGUCUUUCCGAUCAAUAAGUAUCUUUGAAUUUUGUUUUGCUAGUGACUUUGCUGAUCCAUAGGCCUUUUAUGCUCACCACACUUUUUAGAAUGCAAUUUCUUCACAUAUAGAUGAUCAAUUCAUAACUUAUUCUAUGAACAUAUGUACUUGUGUGAUGCAAUAUUGUAUAUUCAAAUAUUGCAAGGGAAUUUGGAAUGUUUUUGAAUUAGUUAUUGUAAUUUGUAUUCCCCAAGAUUCUUCUGAAAGCACAAUCUUUUACUUCAUGCAAGGAAAUUACAAUGUUAUAAAGAACAAACAGACAAAUAUUGCUGUUGGCAUUUUGUGCUGUUGAUCUUUCUAUAUA